Malaya genurostris is the source of this 3017-nucleotide messenger RNA. RefSeq names its product leukotriene A-4 hydrolase. Gene Ontology annotation, cellular component: cytosol. The record is from RefSeq and is a predicted model, not a curated record. Gene Ontology annotation, biological process: proteolysis; peptide catabolic process. The transcript has 9 exons. Lineage: Eukaryota; Metazoa; Arthropoda; Insecta; Diptera; Culicidae. Gene Ontology annotation, molecular function: epoxide hydrolase activity; zinc ion binding; metallopeptidase activity. Bases 419 to 2254 code for a protein of 611 amino acids.
UAAGAUGAAUCAGCUUAGUUUCGACCUGUUGCAGUGGUAAGUUCGCGGAUUUUCAGGAAGUCUCCCGGAACAUUGAUAAAUUUCCCUCUGGCUCUGUUGAAAAUAUGUGUGCAAAUUAUGUUGUUAUAUUGAAGUUUAACAGGACACUUUAUCAAAUUAGACUAAAUUAAUGUUCAACAUUUCAGAUUAGUAUAUUUUACAGGAAAUCAAGAAGAAUAUAUAAAACUAAUCGUAUGUUUGAUAGAAGAAGGAAUAAAGGUUUUUAUAUAUACAUACUGUCCAUAAAAACAUUUGCUACUUAUACCGCCUACGGUAGAUUCAAUUUUGAUGAUAUCAUCAACUUUGUUUCAGAUAGGACUUUGUGUGGGUUAAAACAUCAUUCAUCAGUGUCUACAAUCAAAAGUAAUACACCAUUAAAAUGCGUUUGAGUCCGAUAGAUCCUUGUUCGUAUUCAAAUGCCCACGAGCUGAUUAUUCAUCACGUUGAACUCGAUUGGAAAAUUGAUUUUGAGAAAUCAACAAUCUCGGGAAAAGUUUUACUAUAUUUCAAAACUCUGAAAGAUGACGUCGAGGAAAUCUUUCUAGACUCUAGUGAACUGAAUAUCUUAUCCGUACUAGCUAAAACGUCGGCUGGGGAGAUACCUUUGAAUUGGGAUAUUGGAGCGCAUGUUGAAAAUCUUGGCUCGAAGCUUACAGUGUACUUGCCCACGAAGACAACCGGUGAACUGAUUGUAGAAAUUCAAUACGAGACAGACCCUAACGCAAGCGCUCUCCAAUGGCUAACAGCGGAACAAACGUGUGGGAAGCAGUAUUCGUAUUUGUUCAGCCAAUGUCAAGCGAUUCAUGCUCGAUCAAUAAUUCCUUGUCAGGAUACACCUGCCGUAAAAUUUACAUACAAGGCAACUGUCCACCACCCGCCGUACUUAGUCGGUUUGAUGAGUGCGGUUAAAAAGAAUUCGGAUCCUGGGGUUUCGUGUUUCGAACAAACGAUUCCAAUUCCAAGCUAUUUACUGGCAAUUGUAGUAGGGGCACUUGUGGAAAAACCAAUAGGACCGAUCUCCAGCGUUUGGGCGGAAGAAGAACAAAUUGAUGAGGCGGCCGAAGAAUUUUCUCAGACGGCAGAUUUUAUUGCCAAAGCUGAAGAAAUAUGUGGACCGUACGUUUGGGGUCGUUAUGAUUUAUUGGUAAUGCCUCCGAGCUUUCCAUUCGGUGGAAUGGAGAAUCCGUGUCUAACAUUUGUGACACCGACUCUCUUGGCUGGUGACAAAUCAUUGGCUACUGUCGUGGCACAUGAAAUCGCUCACAGCUGGACCGGAAAUUUGGUGACCAAUAGAAACUUCGAACAUUUCUGGUUGAAUGAAGGAUUUACGGUGUUUGUUGAGGGAAAAAUCGUUGGUCGAUUGUUUGGCAGUGCAUCGCGAGACUUCCACGCUUUACAUGGAUUAAGUGAGCUAACGGAUUGCAUUAAAACACAACUUGCAAACACUCCUGAACUGACGAAAUUAAUAGUGGAUCUAAGUGAUUGCAGUCCCGAUGAUGCCUUUUCAACAGUGCCUUAUAUGAAAGGCUCCACUUUUUUACGAUAUCUCGAAGAUCAUUUUGGUGGUCCAAGCAAGUUCGAACCUUUCUUCAGAUCUUACUUGGAUAAAUUUAAGUAUCAAUCUGUUUUAACCACCCACUUCAAGAAGGAUUUAUACGAAUGGUUCCGUGGCGAUCCAGCAAAUGAAGUCUUAUUGGAUCGUAUCGAUUGGGAUAAAUGGCUCUUCGAACAGGGUAUGCCACCCGUGAUUCCAAACUACAAUCGCUCUUUACUGGACACCUGUAAAAAGCAUGCUGAUUUAUGGGCCGAGAAUGAGCUUGAAAACGUCAAGUCAUCGCCAAUACUCACAGAAAAAAUGACCAGCAUUCAAACCAUCGAGUUCUUAGCUCAACUUUUGGAGAAGAAACGAAUUGUAGAUUUGACUCAGGAAAAGAUUGAACUUUUGGGUCAAACAUAUGGUCUACAAGCAACCAGAAAUGCUGAACUGCGCUUCAGAUUUGUUCGGUUAUAUAUUCGUGGAAGAUUGAUUGACAAAAUGGACUAUAUUCUGAGCUUUUUGAAUAGCAAUUUCCGCAUGAAAUUCGUUCGACCAAUCUACAAGGAACUAGCCGGCUGGCCCGAAGCCAGACCAAUUGCUAUUGCAAACUAUUAUAAGGUUAAAGAUCAAAUGAUGUCAGUUUGCGCGUAUGGCGUUUCGAAAGAUCUAGACAUUUGAAUUUUCUUUUGUAUAUUAAUAAACUACAUCGAACUUGUUAAAUAAGAAUUGAUUUUCUAGAAAGAUUUGCAUUUGGACGCUGUUGUGGAUCGCGUGGAAUAUUCAUUUGAAUAUCAUCUAUGUGUUCCUUAGAGCGCCAAUCCAGAAAAAUUAGGGUGCCUCCAAUCGCAAGAAGAAGGGCUCCAAUGAUGGUCAGUGGCUGAAAUAAACGUAAAGCUUGAACAGGUAUUGUAAACAUUUUAAAGUGAUUUUCCAGAUUGCCAUCGUUCAUAGUAUACUACAACUAUAAUAAAAGACAUCGUUCCAUGUGUGUUUGAGUCUAUAAUGCUCUUUAAAUACAAAAUUUACCUCAGGAACACGAUCGAUAGGAAGUUUUUUGUUUGUACAUUUCGUCAUCGUGAUAAUUGACACGAUCAGCAUCAGUAAGAAAACUGUAUAGGCAAACGUUAUCUCUGCUAUGUGUUGUACAUUAAUGGAAGUACGUGAUUUUAUCACACCCAAUGCAUAUAUAGUGUAUGAUAGCAUUGCUAAAAUUGCACUUGCGGUUGUCGAAAUUAUGUACGUAUCAGCCCUGUUAGGAAGUUAAAAUGUUUCAUAAAAAUCAUAAGCUUUAAACGAAAAAUGUACCAGAAUUGUGAUUCUGUACAGUCACCGUAAGUAACGAAUAUCAGUCCUCCGAUGAUCAUGCAUAGCUUUUUGCGAAGAAGCGAGUAGAAUACAUUAGUUUUAAUAUGUUUUCAAUAAACAGUUUUUUUACAUACAA